Antechinus flavipes (yellow-footed antechinus) is the source of this 7729-nucleotide messenger RNA. RefSeq names its product MARVEL domain containing 1 (gene MARVELD1). NCBI's taxonomy places the organism in Eukaryota, Metazoa, Chordata, Mammalia, Dasyuromorphia, Dasyuridae. Bases 1215 to 1736 code for a protein of 173 amino acids. Gene Ontology annotation, cellular component: membrane. Gene Ontology annotation, molecular function: structural constituent of myelin sheath. The transcript has 2 exons. The record is from RefSeq and is a predicted model, not a curated record. Gene Ontology annotation, biological process: myelination.
UUUUCUCUCAUAAUAGUUAGCUCUUCCGAGGUACGAAAUAUGCUGGAGUCAGCCUGAGUACAGUUUUCUGUGUAAACAUUUACAUAACAGAAAUCUUCAAAGGUAACACAUCAAAUUGUGUUGAUUAUCUAGAUUUAAGAACCUUAUGGCUAAAUUCCAAUAGACUUGUGUUGGAGAACACCAUCUGUAUCCAGAGUGAAUCAAAAGGUAGCAUGAAAAUACUUUGUUGUCGUUAUUGUUUGCUCGCUUAUUUUUUCUUUCUGAUCUAAUUUCUCUUGUGCAGCAUGAUUAAAUGUAAAUAUAUGUUUAUUAGGGGGAAAAAGAAAGUUAUGGCUAAAAUAUAAAUAAUGUACAUCAAACUUUUAAAGUGGGUUAUCAACACAAGUUUUGCUGCUGCUGUUGUUGUUUUCCCUUUCUGGAAAGUGAGCUGUUAAACACUUACCAGCACAGCUGUUCUCAUUUAGAAGGGUCGAUUCUAAGAUUACUUUUAGAUAGGGGUGGCAGAAGGCCAAUCUUUACCACGGUGUGCAACAGGCUGAAAAGGUGGGGCACGCUUAGUUUGGCUGGGCUAAAUUAGACGAGAAAAAUGGCCAUUUGGGUGUGAACAACAACCUCAAAAAAGACGGCUUUUGCUCCACCUUUCAGAAACAGCAGAGAGUCUACACUGAAGUUAGGAAAGUAACGGGACUUUUUAGUCCUUCCUUCUGCACGUACAGGAAAGAGAAGGCAGGGUAGCCCUCCGCAGUCCCACGGGGAACAGAAAUGACCACAACAGAAGGGAACGAGGAUCGGAAGGGUGUUUGAGGCUCCGCCCUGAUCAGCCCAGGACUUUAGAGAUUGGGAAAGUGGAGGAGAGGCGAGAAGACUAGGGGGAGAGGGUGGUAAAGAAGAUGGCAGGAAGAGGGAGUGUACAAAGUUCGGGGGAGGAGACAGAAGGGAAAGAGAAAAGAGCGGGUAGGAGGAGUGGAGAGAGCGGAGAAACAGAGGAGAGCUGGGAGGGAGGAAGCUGGCCGCGAGAAGACUAGGGUAGGAAGCAGUGAGGAUCUGCGGAGAAAGGAGGGGCGGACUAGCUGGCAGCUAACGGGGUGGGGGGCCGCGGCGGCCGCGGGGAGGAAGGAAGUCCCUGAAAUCCUUGCCUCCUGGCUCGCCGCUAGCCGGGCGCUCGGCUCGAGGCGCAUUCCAGGUCCGCACGGCCGCCGCCGCGCCCCAGGGCCAUGCGCCCCCCUCCGCCGCGCCAGCCCCCGCCGCCGGCGGCCGGGGCGCGGAGCUCGGUGAGCUUGCAGAGAUCCUUCCUGCGGAGUCCGCUGGGCAUACUGCGGCUGCUGCAGCUGCUGGCCGGAGCCGCCUUCUGGAUCACCAUCGCGUCGAGCAAGUACCAGGGCCCCGUGCAUUUCGCGCUCUUCGUCUCCGUGUUCUUCUGGCUGCUGACCGCCGGCCUCUACUUCACCACCCUGCUGGGCAAGCACGAGCUGGUGCCGCUGCUGGGCUCCCGCUGGCUGCUCACCAACGUGGUCCACGACCUGCUGGCGGCCGGCCUGUACGUGGCGGCCUCGGGCAUCAUGAUCGACCAGACGCUGAAGCACACCUAUUGCAACCUUGAGCAUUACUUGCUGCCCUGCGCCUUCAACGCUUUCCUGACCGCCUCAGUUUGUGGCUGCUUCUGCCUCUCGCUCUACCUGCUCUCGGCGUUCUACUCCUCCUGCCGCCGCUGCCGGGGCCACCAGGACUUUGCGUGAGGCCGGUCAGGGCCGCCGGGGGGAAGGGGAACAGCCCAGCCUCUUACCACCCCCCCCCCCCCCGCCUCCCUCUCUAGGUCCCUUCCUCUCCCUUCUGCACAGCCCCAUUCUCCAGCUACCCGCCCUCCCGAUCCUCCAGCCUCCUUCGGAGGGCUCCUUUUGCCCGGCCGCCCCACUUCCUCCCUCCCGCCCCCCCCCCAUUGCCCACAAGACCCAGCCUGUACCGAGGCACAAAGAGUUGGACAAACUGUUGCACGCACAGACACUCAAACAGUGGACCAGGGAGCGGAUGCCCCGACAGUCUCCAAAACGCAUAGAUGGGAAUUGAAAGCUUGGACGCAAGCCAGUGACACUUUGCAAGUUUCCCGGGCCGGCUGCAAACUGUGAAAGAGGUAGAGAAAGACAGACUGGAGGAUCCACCCGGGGCUGGCUUGUCCGUGAAAGCCCCUUCGCCACUCCCACAGCUAGGCUCCUCUCCCCUCCCUACAUUUAAACGUGGACAGAGACGCCCGCGUGGAUCCGGGGAAAGCUCUUCAAAUGAAGCCUGUUCUGUAGCGGUUUCUUAACCCCUCCUUUCCUUCUCCGGGAGGAGCUCACCACCCUUUCCUUUGGCCCCUCUUGCAGCCGCUACUCCCUUCGGGCCAGGCGGCAGGCUGUCAGCCAGCCAGCCAGUUACUUGGCUUCCAGGCAGAAUAAACGAGGAGCCAGGAAGGCUAUGGGCUGAGGCUCCAAGAACAAGUUUAACCCGCGGCAGGGCCACGCCUUUUUGCAUCCUCCCGGAUGACCAGUAUCCUCAGCUGAGUAGUUUUUUGUGUUAUUGUGACCUGGCGUGGUGCUCCAGAUUGGGCAGUACAUCCAGCAACUUAGUACUGCGUACCGGGGAAUAUGCCAAAAUACCAAAAUACUUUUAGGUGCUAGAGAGUCUCUGCCAUCUUGCACACCAAGACACACAGCCCCUCCUCACCCACUUACAGAAACCUGUUCACAUAUGUGUGACUUGACCUAGUUGCCUUAUGGGCCUUAGGGGCCACAGCUUUAUAAAAGACUAGAGCAGGAAAAAAAUCUUAUCCACCAUCUUCUAGUACAAUUUCAUCGAUUUAAAGAUGCGGAAACGGGUCACCUAAAAGUGAAUCCCUUCCUUAAACUUUGAAGACUGGACUAAAAGUUUUCUGGCCUCCUGACAUUCAGAUUAGUGCUUUUUCUAGUAAACUAAAGCUGCCUCUCAGUCUAGAGCCGUGGAGGGUCAGAAUGUGUCUAACAAGAUAUGAAGUACUUGAUUACCAUCAGUUUUACCAAUCCUGACGAAUGAGAUCCAAUUUAGCUGUCUCAGUCUGUCCAGAGGUUUGAGGGCUAAAUUCUAACAUUCAUAAACUUUGUGGUACCCAAGAGCGGAGCAGGAUUAGUUUGCAGAUUAGGAGAUGAAAGUUGAAUUUGAGUUAGCUAUAUGGGAAAUGAGAUCUUUGCAGUUUCACUCAGGGAAAUUAUUUUAGGAGACUUGGGUGGGACUGGUGGGGAAAGGUAUAUUAUGGAAAGUUCUAUGAAAUUAUGGCUUCUUUCGUUUUUGAUAAGUGAGAACUUGUUAAAAUUUUAGCUCUCUCUGGGACUGGUCAUUUUAUCUACUUUACAUCUCUUUGGAAAAUAAAUUGAGCUCCAUCUAGACUAUAUUUCUCCUUCCCCCCCCCCCCCCAAAGAGCUGACUCUUUUACAGUGGUGAGAAGCAGCUUCACGAUUCUGAAACCGGGUGAGAAUCCCUGUGGUUUAUCUAGAGUCUCUGCAAUUUAGCACUCAUCUAUUGAACAGCAAAGAGAAGUCUUCUGAAGGUUGGAGAAUCAGAGAUUAUACCAACGAACCUUUUGGGAGUGAUGUUUGGCUAUGAAGGUCCCUGAAAGCUUGCAGAAUUGAGAGAAGAAUCCAAGCAACUGGCCACAUUAGCCAUCUCUUCAUCUUGUUUGGGAUGGUCAUUGGGGGGUGACUGAGAAGACAGCUCUGGACAGAAGAAGCAAGAAAUUUUCAAAGUUUACCUGAGCAAUACUGGAACAGCACUAUCUAGGCAACUCUGCCAGCAACUGGUUCCCAGACCCUGUAACACAUGACUUUAGGGUAGUGUGUAACUAAGUUUGGGCUCCUCCCAAGUGGGUGUGCACAUGUGUAUGUAUAUAUGUAUAUACACAAAUCUGAUUUCUCUCUGCCAGUGUUUGAGUGCUGCAUAUUCCAGACUUCUGACAAGCAAUGAACAGAACUUAUUUAAUUCCCUAAUUUCUCUUCUUCCUCUUCCUCCUCCUCCUCUUCCUUUUCAUCUUCCUCCCCCUCCUCUAUUUUUUCCUCCUCCACUUUCUCCUUUUUCCUUUUCUCCUUUUCUACUUUCUCCUCCUCCUCCUCUUACUAUCAUCCAAGCUACAUCUUUCUCUUUGACCUAAUUGUUCCUAUUCCAAGUGCCACUCGGGAUCUCCCCUCACUUUUGUUAUUCAUGGGUGCCUUGCCGAUGCUGACAUCACUUAGAUUACUUACCAUUAGAUCUCAUUUGUGGCCUUUUUAAUGUCAUCAUCAGCCUUUUGCCUUUGUCCGACAGAUGAAUUAUGCUUCUUAGCUUUCCAGUGAAUAAUAGAAGACCAUCUGAUUUCCUAGAUGUACCAUUGGCCUUUAACCCUCCAAAAUCCUUGCCAACCUAACUUUCUUGCCUUCCAAAAUGGAGAAGAUUUUAGGAUUGAUAUGAAAAUCCCUUUUCCUUCCCCAUUCAGCUACAUUUUCAAGCUCCAGUCUCAUUCAAUGUUAGUGGGAAUCUAGUCUCAGAGACAUUCCAAUCCUAGAGGCUCCUCCUAGGCUAGAAUCAGUCUCUUUGUUGCCAGGACUCAAAUCUUCUCAGUCGGAAUUGUGCCAAAGACAAGUUCACUAUCCAUUUCCCUGAAGACCCUAUGAUUGGCUCUUAGUGCAGACUUUCCAUGGCUGCUUGCUGAACAUGACCUACUAAGUCUCCAGCUGGACCAACUUAGGAAGGCAGCUAAACAACAGCCAACUGUGGCAGUCUUGAAGUUUGGGAAGAUCUGUCUCAGUGCAUUCUCAAUACAUUCAUUUUGUGCAGGGAUUUUUUUUUUAAACUAACCUGCUUUUCUGAAUAAAAUUUUGUUCAUAUUUCAUAUGGGAGGUGGGUGAAUUAUCAUCUAGGGUGUCUUUGAUUUCGUAGAGCUUUGCUUUUGUACCUUAGUUGCUUUUUUUUUUUUUUUUCUUGGCCUUCCACUAGAAGAAGAAAUAUUAGAGCAUUCCCCUAGGGAAGAGGAAAUAGAACUAGCAGAGAAAUUUAGAGCCUGAGGCUGUGGAGAAAAGAAACCUUGUUUUUAUCUGCCUCUGCCAUGCAUGUUUGUGUAUGUCAGUGAAGAUGCAAUUUGAAAGAUAUAAAUGUGAGAUGUAGGAUCUGGGAAAUAUCCCCCUACUUUUGCAGUUGCCUACAGGCAUCUCCCGCUGCCAAGGGGCAGUAUAGGAUCCCGAUAUUCCUCUGACUCUGGCAGCAGCCUGAUUCCUUGGGGAUGGGAUGGGGAGGGACAGGGGCUCUUGCUUCAGUUCAUAAUUCUGUUGGACAGUCUCACUCUGAGACAGGGUUUCCUGAGAUCAGGAACCAAAAAGAAGAAAAUGUGUCUGAUACAGUCAGGAAAGGACUUUGUGGUAUUUUGGAGGAUCCAGCUCCUGCCUGGGGCUCUCAAUUGGCUCUCUAUUUGUAAGCCAGCAGGGCAAUCAACCCCCCAGAGCCUAGUGGGCUGCAGAGUUGAAAUGAAUAGCCUCCUAACUUCUCCCAGUCAGUGUGAUCUUUGCAAAACAGCAUUAUUCUAUUCAUUGUUCCCCUUCUCAAAAACCUUUAAUGAUCUCCCACAUUUUGGGAGAGCACAUUUCAAAAAGUCAGAGGAAAAAUAGAUUAGAUUCUAUGGACUAAAAUAUGUAGUUACAAAAUCAUCGAGUCAGUCAUUUACACAGUUGCUAAUUUUCUAGGCAAUUUGCUAGGUGUCACAGUAGAUAAGGUAUAGACUUGGAAUCUGUUAAGACCUGAGUUCUAAUAUUUCCUAGCUGUAUAAUUCUGGGAAAGUAAUUUAAUCUCUCCCAAAUAAGUUCUCUUAUCUAAAAAAUAAUAAUAGUUAAUAGUAUCUGCAUCACAAAGUUGUUUUAAGGAUCAAAUGAGAUAAUUUAUAUAAAGAGCCUUGUAACUUUAAAGUUCUAUAUGAGUGUUAGCAAUUAUUUUUAAUUCCUCUCAUAAAUCUGAUGCUUACUGUUCUAAAAAUAUACAUAGAAUCCAUGGGAAGAGUGGGCUCAAACUUAGAGUAAAAUAAUAGUGAGGCAGAGUUAUAGAAUAUGGCAAAAGUAACUUAUAUAAUUUCUGCUACCUAAGGGCUUGGACGUCCUUUCUCCAGAUCUUUUACAGAUUCACUUCCCUAUUCCCUGGGGUUGUUUGACGUGAUGACAGUUUGACAGUUAAUUUAGGUAUGUGCAACAUUUCUGCUGGGCAGGUUAGAUUAUCGGGGUCUUUUCUCCACAUACCAAAUUGUGAUUACCAGCUCCUAUUUGCAUUAUGUCAUCUUAGUAAACAACUUUGCAGAGAGUUAAUUGUGUCUAUUAGGAUUUCCUCACAGAGAUACAUCCUUAGAAAUUGAAUGGCAACUGUCCUCAAGGGGUACUACAUUUAUGUUUUGUAUCUAUUAGUAUUUGGACAUGUUUCCUCCAAUAGAAUGUAAGUUUCUUGAGAGUAGGUAAAUGAGAAAAGCAAGGUGUUGGGGAGAGGACUGAGCAAUCCAAACACUCUAGAAUUCUCAGUGAAGAGAAAAAUUUCUUCCAGCUGGCCCUCUUCACUUCAUAUGCUCUAGAUGAUAGCCUAGGGAUAAAGAAUUUUACUAGUGAGUACAGUGGCAAUGAUAUUCCUAACUUUUUGCAAACAUUAUCCUAAGUAGAAUGUAUGAUCUGGAUUUUCCAAAGUCCCUGAGGAUAGGGAGAACUGGGACUGGUUGGAAGGAGACACCCUCUACACACAUACAUACCAUUGGUUCCCUGCAAGACUUCGAGACCUCAUCCAAAAAUAUGAACAAUGCUGCUUCUCUCUCUGCCCAUUUCCCUAUCCCUAUCCCUAGGGGUUGUUUGAGGUGAUGGUAAUUUAAUGGUCAUAGUCAAUUUAGAUUAUUAUUAUUUUUUUAAGUCAGAUCUUUAGAAAUCACAUUAUUCAGUCUUUUCUCAGAUUUUACAGAAGAGGAAGCUCUCACUUGUAGUCAGUAGUCAGAAAGGGGUGAUACUUUUUCCAGCACUCACACUCAUACACAUGGGAUGUGUGAUCAGGUGAAAGGGAUAGAACAAACAAAAUUAUCCUAAAUUUUGCCUUCAAAUGGAGGAAACAAUUGUGAUCUAUGGGUGGGGUCAAUAGGAAGACACUAGAACUCUGUUUUAAUUGAUUUCUAUCUAAUAGACAAGGAGGGGUCAUUUCUUAGACUCAUUGGCAAGCAAAACUUUCCCCAAUGCUGACCCUGGGUAAUGAGUGAUCUAGAUCUUUAUCUGGCUCUCUCAUUCUAUCCCACGCUACAUGUGUUUACCAGAGACUCUUUACAUCUGUAGAUUUGCCUAUUAAAUCCCUCACUGAGCCCAGGGAAGGGGGGGGUCAUUUUGCACGUCUGAGUUUAUACCCUGAAAAGGUUUUUUUUUUUUUUUUAAAGAAAUAAAGGGAGAGAGGAAAAGGUACCUGAAGCACAAGGAGUGGGUGAUGGUUGCCUGCUUGAAAAUCUAACUGAAGAUCUAUUUAUGGGUUUUUUUUUAAUGCAUUAGGAGGAAGAUUAUGCCUACCAGGCAUUCAAUUUUUACUUUUAUUUGCUUAAAUUGGAUAAAUUACUCACUGAGAACAGCUUCAGUGGAAAUUUUCAUAAAAGGAAGAAGUGAUGAGUAAUUUUUCCUUCCUAGUUCCCUGACCUCCCUUUAUUUUUGUAAAUCACUUAUAGGGCAAUCCAAUAAAACCCUUUUUUUUUCUUUUUAAA